UGGGUGGUGGCUGGGUUGCGCGAGUGGAGAAGUUUGAGGAGACAAGUUGGUGCAUCUCUUUAAUUGUGUUUAUUUUCCUCACACUCGUCUUCCUCCCGAAGUUUCCCCCCCCCCCCCCCCCUCUUGAUAGUUAACUUCUUGGACAUUUUGAAGCCUUAGUUAAUCCAGUUGGGAAGAUGCAAGCCAUCAAAUGUGUGGUGGUGGGGGAUGGAGCCGUGGGUAAAACCUGUCUACUGAUCAGUUACACGACAAAUGCCUUUCCAGGAGAAUACAUCCCAACCGUAUUCGAUAACUAUUCUGCCAAUGUGAUGGUCGAUGGGAAGCCAGUGAACCUGGGGCUAUGGGAUACGGCUGGACAAGAGGAUUAUGAUCGACUUCGACCACUCUCCUACCCACAGACUGAUGUGUUCUUGAUCUGUUUUUCGUUGGUCAGUCCUGCAUCAUUUGAAAAUGUUCGUGCCAAGUGGUAUCCUGAGGUGCGGCAUCACUGUCCUAGUACUCCAAUAAUCCUCGUAGGCACCAAACUGGAUUUGAGGGACGACAAAGACACCAUAGAGAAACUCAAGGAAAAGAAGCUGGCACCCAUCACCUAUCCACAAGGACUUGCCAUGACAAAGGAGAUUGGUUCCAUGAGGUACCUUGAGUGCUCAGCGCUCACGCAGCGAGGUCUGAAGACGGUGUUUGAUGAGGCCAUCCGUGCGGUGCUGUGCCCAGCUCCUGAAGAAAGGAAAAAGAAGAGGUGUCUGCUACUGUAAAGCUGCACAGUGGCCCAUUUUACCAGAUCAAGCCAAAGGAAUGUGCCAAAAGGAUUGAGUUGGAGCCCAGGCUACUGGAUUUCUGAUGCAAUCUUUGUAAGAUAUUUUUGGGGAUGUAACAUUACGGUUUAUUACUUUUAUAAAAAAGAAAUAUUUUUGCUGUUUUGUCUUUGUAAAUUGUGCUUUCGGACCAAAAAAAGCAUUUUUUUUUUUUUUUUUUGCUUGUUCGAUUUAAUCCUGUCCCUCUACAACAUGUUGAAGAAAGCAGUUCCCCUGCUGGUUGAUAUUCAGUUGCUUCAAUUUGAUGUUACAAAAGCUAUCUUGAAAAAUGUUUUUGGGAGGGGGGGGAGGUGUUUGGGUGUGGGGGGCAAGCUUUUCUUUCUGGGCCCUCCUACACUGUAACUGAGUCAGUAACUCAGUCUCCCAGAACAUCUACUAGUGGGAGCUGGGAAGAUGUUGGCACUGUUGUUCGUGAAAUCUGGAUUGCUCUUCAGUUGCAAAGCAUUUAAAAGUCUGUCUUUAGCGCACGUCUCCAGUCCUAUAUUAACAGGCAGUGAAAUUUGUGCUGUUAAGAACGUCUGUGAGGAAAAAGCCCUUCUCCAAUUAAACCUAAUGUCAGCAUCAAAACACUCCCCAGUUGGCUAUAGCAUAGUUAACUAUAGAGCUCUGAUACACCAGUCUUAAGUAUUUAAAUAGUGCUUUAAGGAUUUUAAAUCCGCAGAGUAUUCAGUCAGAAUUACCCCCAAUUAAGUUUUUUUUUUCUUCCACAAACUAUUGCAGAUAUAGAACCAAAAAUAAAAAUCCCCUGUCUGUAACUCCUUUCCCUGCAAGUAAAACCUGCGUUUUAUUCAUGAGUGCAGACGCUUGCUGCUGGCUGCUCAUCAGUGCUGUACGCGUAGAAUGGGCUCUGCUUCAGUACAGGGCCGCUCCUGUUUGUUUCACAGUGGGGGCUUUGGUGGAGGGGAUGCUGUUCAGGUUGGAGUGGACAUCCUGGGGGAGCAGGCAGGCUUGGCACUGCUGCUAUAUACGAUCUAGUGCCCCUGUGGGUGCAGAUCUUGGCGAUGCACGAACUUGGGCGAAUGGUUUGGCCUUAACGGGGCAUUAGAAUUGGGUUGAGCCUCUGCUUGCUGCAGGUGGACCAUGUAGUGGAAAUGGAUGCUUUCUGCCCAAUUGUCUUCAGAUAUAAACUGGGGCACGGUUUUGGGGGAAGAAGCAGGAGGUGUGUGUGUGUGUGUGUGUGUGUGUGUGUGUGUGUCGCGCUGUAGUUCCAUCACUGUCUUUACCUGCCUUAAUUUGGGCACGGAAGAGCUGGCAGUGGCUUACUUGACACGGAAACGCCUUGGCUCAAUUUUAAUGCCAUAGGCACCGGCAUUUUAACUUCAGCUUCGGAAGGCCCACACGGGGACCUUGAUCCCACCUGCGCGAGAGAGGCUGAGGAAAUGGCAGGCAUCCUCCGGUUUUCCUUGCUCUCCCCAUUCCCCAUUCCCAUUCCCAUCAGCACCACCAGAUUCUAAAGACCAACCGAUGCCAAUUUUCACACUCACACACACACUCACUCACACACACACACUCACUCACACACACACCAGGGAUUUAUUCUCUUGGGGUCCCCUGGAGGGGCUUUUCGGGAUUCCCAACCGGAUUUUGGCUGCCUGGAGACCAUGUUGGGUUAUUUAAAUGAGAUCCAGGAGUUGAAAUGGUAGGAAUUUCCCCUCCCUGACAGCAUCUGCUGUUAAAAUUGACCUUUUCGUAUCAGUACAACUAAUGCCUUGGCUUCCCUCAUGACGCACAGUUUGCUCGUUCCCCACUGCAGGUUUCAGUAAUGUUGUCCUCAGAUUGUCAUUCUAGAUUUGUAGCCCUCUGGAAUAUUAGCUUUAUUUGCUUCAUGUACAAUCUCUUUAUUUUUCUAAAUAUCCAGUAGCUAUCCUGCCUGAUUGCAGUUUUUAUAAAAUCUACAAAUAUAUCAAAGUACAAAAACCACUCUCCCUUUUUGUGCCUUGCAACUUAUGUAACAAACUGUUCUGCCUCAAAAUAGCCAGAAGUGAUAAAAAAAAAUUGCUAUAAACCUUGUCAGUUCUUUUCUAAGAAAAUAAAAUCUGCACUUUGAAAA
This is a messenger RNA of Carcharodon carcharias (great white shark), 2865 nucleotides long. RefSeq names its product ras-related C3 botulinum toxin substrate 1-like. Lineage: Eukaryota; Metazoa; Chordata; Chondrichthyes; Lamniformes; Lamnidae. Bases 177 to 755 code for a protein of 192 amino acids. The record is from RefSeq and is a predicted model, not a curated record. Gene Ontology annotation, biological process: small GTPase-mediated signal transduction. Gene Ontology annotation, molecular function: GTP binding; GTPase activity. The transcript is spliced from 7 exons.